Arachis duranensis is the source of this 651-nucleotide messenger RNA. Its product is annotated as pseudo histidine-containing phosphotransfer protein 6. Gene Ontology annotation, biological process: phosphorelay signal transduction system; cytokinin-activated signaling pathway; phosphorylation. Lineage: Eukaryota; Viridiplantae; Streptophyta; Magnoliopsida; Fabales; Fabaceae. The transcript has 2 exons. Gene Ontology annotation, molecular function: protein histidine kinase binding; histidine phosphotransfer kinase activity. The record is from RefSeq and is a predicted model, not a curated record. The coding region runs from base 41 to 517 and encodes 158 amino acids. Gene Ontology annotation, cellular component: cytoplasm; nucleus.
AAUUAAUUAAGAGCGAGUCAAAACGGGUGUGCCAGUGUGGAUGCUUGGUCUGGGUGCGGACCUCUUGUGGGCCCACAUGAACCGCCUACUGGGCUUCCUCUUCCACCAGGGAGUGCUGGACGAGCACUUCUUGCAGCUUCACCACCUCCAGGACGAGUCCUCCCCAAGCUUCGUCUCCGAGGUGCUCAACAUCUACUUCCACGAGUCUGAGAAGCUUCUCAACAAUCUCAGAUCAUUGCUCAUGGAUAGGGACUUCUCCGACUACAACAAAAUGAGAAUCCAUUUGAAUCAAUUCAUGGGAAGCAGCUCCAGCAUUGGCGCCAAGAGACUCACCACUGUCUGCCUUGCCUUUCGUGCUGCUACUCAACACAGUAACCGUCCUGGAUGCCUUCGAGCCUUGGAGAUGCUGGAACAUGAAUAUUGCUAUCUCAAGAACAAACUGCAUGAACUAUUCCAAAUAGAGCAGCAACGUGCUUUGGCAGCAGCAGCCAGAUACCCACUGCAGAAUAACCAAUAAAAAAAAAUCCAUCUCCAUCUGCAUGGAUUAAUUGUUUUAAUAUAUUCCUAAUUAAACUAGCGGGGUCAUCGCCAUUUUGAAUUCUAAUAUAUUAAUUAAUGUAAAUAUAUAGAAGCCAGCGCUCAUGCAUGCUC